GAUGGAAAGUUCUUCGUUUUUGAGAGCGCUGAUCUGAAUGAGGAACGGAAGGAUGUGGUGCAGUCGCUUUUAGAUAAGUCUGAAAUAACUGGUGCUGUUCCAAAAAACUCACGGUGAAAAUUCAUUGAAUUCUAAACCAUUCACCGAACUAGCGUGCCAAAUGGGGAAUCGUGUUGUUCGCGAAGAUUUUGAGUGGGUUUAUACAGAUCAGCCUCACGCGAAUCGGAGGAAAGACAUUUUGGCGAAAUAUCCAGAGAUCAAAUCUCUGAUGGGACCUGACCCUAGACUGAAAUGGAUCGUCUGUAUGAUGGUUGCGGUCCAGUUUUUGGCUUUCUACCUGGUGAAGGAUCUGCCCUGGAAAUGGGUCUUGUUCUGGACGUAUGUGUUUGGGAGUUGCUUAAACCAUUCAAUGACACUAGCUAUUCACGAGAUCUCUCACAACACGGCUUUCGGUAACAACCGUGCAAAAUGGAACCGCUGGUUUGCCAUUUUUGCCAAUCUUCCCAUUGGGUUGCCUUACUCGGCAUCCUUUAAACGCUACCACCUAGACCACCAUCGGUACUUGGGUGGAGAUGGUGUGGAUGUUGACAUCCCCACUGAUUUUGAGGGCUGGUUCUUUUCCUCCCGCUUCCGCAAGCUUGUCUGGAUCAUGUUUCAACCACUGUUUUAUGCCAUUCGUCCCCUCUGCAUAAACCCGAAGCCCAUCAGUCAGCUAGAACUCGUGAAUGUGGCCAUACAGUUCACCUUUAAUGGUCUGCUCUGCUGGAUGUGGGGUGCCAAGCCCUUGGUCUAUAUGUUGAUGGGGUCGAUGUUAGGGAUGGGUCUCCAUCCCAUCUCGGGACACUUCAUUGCUGAGCAUUAUAUGUUCCUCAAAGGCCAUGAGACCUAUUCUUACUAUGGAUCGCUCAACCUGCUCACAUUUAAUGUUGGGUACCACAACGAGCACCACGACUUCCCCAGCAUACCAGGACGCAGAUUGCCCAUGGUGAAGAAAAUAGCAGCAGAAUACUACAAAGAUCUUCCGUGUUACACGUCAUGGGUGAAGGUUCUGUAUGACUUUAUCAUGGAUGAUAAACUGAGCCCGUACUCGCGUGUGAAGAGAAAACUUACAGGAGACAUCAAACAAGAGUAACGCAUCUGAACCAUCACGGAGCACCAAACCGCCAACUGCUUUAAUAUAUCGCUCACCAACUAAAGUGUGAAAGAGAUAUUCGUGUGAUUUUAGUCUUCAUUUCAGACUUUGUGACAGAAAUGAAAUAGCAACAUUACUGUUUUAAGCAAGUGUACUUUUUAAUUGAGUCUUAAUUCUAAACCAAAAUGCUGACUUGAGAUCUAUCGCACAAGUCUAGACUGUUACAUUGUGUUCGUGUUUUGCAUUUCAAUGGUAAUGUUUCUACAGUGUAUGCUAAUAUCUGCUUCAUAUAAGAGCUUUUAACAUGGAAAAUGUAACUGUGAAGAUUUGAAAAUGGUUUCAUUGAUGUCAAUCAUCUUGUAACUCUUCACAGACUGUCUCGAUCAGCAGUCAGCGCUCCUGUCGUAAUGUAUGAAUAACACGUGAACAAGAAGCUACUGUUUGUUCACACUUCCAGAGCUCAUAGGAGUAUGAAAUGGUAAAAGUUUCAUUUCCAACAUAAUAUAUCUUGUUUUAAAGACAAUGCCUACUUUUAAACUGGUUGAUACUGAUAAAUGCAGGAUUUACUGGUACAAUCUGUAUUCAUAUGAAAAUGUUACAUUAAUUUUGGCACAAUGGGUUGUUCAUGCCUCUGUUAUUUUACCAAGUACCAAAAUAAAUUCACACACAUUGGCAACAAUGAAGUACAAUGUCAACAUUUCUACAUUUUAUAUAACAUAAGAUGUCAUUUCUGAACAAAAAACUCCUUAAUAAAUCUGUCAUCAUUUAAUGAUUA
Molecule: messenger RNA, 1907 nt
Organism: Xyrauchen texanus (razorback sucker)
Lineage: Eukaryota; Metazoa; Chordata; Actinopteri; Cypriniformes; Catostomidae
Gene: degs1
Product: delta(4)-desaturase, sphingolipid 1
Exons: 3
Coding region: 161-1132 (323 amino acids)
Biological process (GO): ceramide biosynthetic process
Cellular component (GO): membrane
Molecular function (GO): sphingolipid delta-4 desaturase activity
Source: RefSeq, a predicted model, not a curated record